UCUCUUCCCAUCAGCACCAUUAUCCUCUACCACAUGAUUACAUGGGGUCUGGCCGUGCUGCUGUGUGUGGAAGGAGUGGCCAUGCUCUACUAUCCAUCCAUCUCUGAUUGUGAGCAAGGCCUCCAGCAUGCUAUCCCUCACUAUGUCACCACAUACGCACCAAUGCUGCUGGUCCUCGUGGCCAAUCCUAUCUUCUUUAAUCUGACCAUAUCUGCAGUGACAUCUUUGCUAAAAGGACGACAAGGAAUCUACACAGAAAAUGAGAGACGGCUGGCCAAUGAGAUAAAGAUACGCUUCUUUAAAAUUAUGCUGGUGUUCUUCAUCUGCUGGGUUCCCAACAUCAUCAACGAGAGCCUCCUCUUCUACCUGGAGAUGCAGACAGACAUCAAGGACAAUGGCUUCAGGAACAUCAGAAACGCAGCCCUCAUCACAUGGUUUAUAAUGGGUAUCCUAAACCCUAUGCAAGCGUUCCUCAACACCCUGGCCUUUCACGGCUGGACAGGCUUUGAUGUUGACUUCAGACUGCAGCAGAGGAGGAAGCUGGCCUGGGACUCCGCUUCUACUUCAGUGCCGAACACAGCGGCGCUCGAUCCCACGGUGGGCACCACUCUGCUCUACCAGAGCCAUGUCCAGGAAGCAAAGAAGAACAUGAUGAGCAACGGACAGCACUCUGACGCCAUCAGCGUGCUCUCAGAAGGUUCAGAGUCUAGUACAGUUGAAUUCCACAUUUCCAGCGAGCUACGAGAGUAUGAGGAUGUAGACGCUGACGGAGAAUCCUUGGAGAACUCUGUGAGGCACUAGCUGAACAACCCGCCUCCCUCUGCUACUCCUGUGGGACAUUUUUCUUUAAGUUAGUUGUUUUAGGAUGUAUUCUCUUAGCCUAUUUUCUCCAGAUCUUAACUGGUCAUGAGAUUUCAUUAGUCGGUAAAACAGAAAAAGUCUAAUUCUUGAUUCUAAGCCUUUCAUUCCUUCCUAAGCUUUUUUCAAUCUGUUUGUACAGUGUAGUACUGUAACUGAAGCUGAACAGUACAAACACAAUAUGUCACUGUCUCUUUAGAAGCCAGUCAAUGGAACAAACACGACAUUUAAAUAUUACCAGCCAACAGGCUGACCUUUCAAAGUGCCUUCAGUAAAUAAUGAUCCCGUGUGAUUUACUACAUUAAUGUCAUUAACCUCUGAAAGCAUGACAGAAUGUAAUAAGCUAACUAGUGUCUGUUUUUUUAAAUAAUUACUGUAUU
Molecule: messenger RNA, 1238 nt
Organism: Notothenia coriiceps (black rockcod)
Lineage: Eukaryota; Metazoa; Chordata; Actinopteri; Perciformes; Nototheniidae
Gene: gpr143
Product: G protein-coupled receptor 143
Exons: 6
Biological process (GO): regulation of calcium-mediated signaling; melanosome organization; G protein-coupled receptor signaling pathway
Cellular component (GO): plasma membrane; melanosome membrane
Molecular function (GO): L-DOPA receptor activity; L-tyrosine binding; L-DOPA binding
Source: RefSeq, a predicted model, not a curated record